UGAAAAAUGGUCCAGUGAGAAAGAUGAUAUACUGAGUUUAAUAGCACUCUUAAUUGACCAAGAUUAUUAACUGACUGAGGCCAUACAAUUUGUGAGCAAUGCCUUCAUGAACUACUCGAAUCAGCCUGUGAUCAAGAUGAAAGAAAUCAUUCCUCAGAUGAGGCUAUAUUUUAUUGUCCUGAAUGAGGAAAAGAGUAUGAAUACAGGUCUGUCUCAAGUUUUCCAAAGAAUUUAUAUUUACUAAACUUAAACCAGCCGAAAAAGGAUGAAGAUAGAGGAUCUUCUAAAAGAGGUUCUUCUCAUAAAAGCUCAACCCCAGAGAAAUCUAGCUUAAAUAACUCUAACGACAAUGUUAUCUGAGAGUUUCAUCUUAAGAAAGUUGAAGCUUAUUGCAUGAUGUGUAGGCAGGUUCUCUGAAUUGAUUGCAUUCUUAACGAUGGCCAUAAGAGCCAUGAAAUAAAUUCCAUUGAAAAAGCAUCAGGAAUUGAGAAGAACCUGUUCUAUGACUUCCUAAAGCACUCAAUGGAGAUAGAAGAUACUAUAAAAGCUCAUAAUUUAGAUAUAGAUAAUCAUUUCUUGGUAGUAAGAAAUCAAGCCAGCAGAAAUAAAGAAGCUAUUACUAGGAUCUUUGGGAAAGUUAGAGACUUAAUCAAUAAGCGAGAAGCUGAGCUAAAAGACAAAAUUAGUUCAGUGUUGGAUGAAGAAGAGUCCUACCUUAAUGAAAAGAAAACCCAGCUAAACUCUCAGCUGAAGGUUAUUGAUGAAUUUAAAAGAGAAUCUAGAAUAAUUGACUCUAAUAUCGAUAUUAAGGUACUGCAGCAUUCACAAGAACUUUACAACCUAUCCCAGAGAGCUUUGGAGAAGCAUAGCACUGCGACUCUGAAGGAUCCAUUUGUCAACGUCAAAGAGGAUAUAGAAAUAAUGCAGAUCUGUAAGAUGAUUAAUCCUUCCUUGAACACUACAAACAUAACUAAAAGUAUGAAGAAUUCAAAAUAUUCAUCAGGAGGGUACAGGCCUCAGGGAAGCAGGACCAAAUCAAAGGAUGGUAGAUCAGAGAAUCUCAAAAGCACCACCCUCCUCAAGAAAGGAAAUUGGAAUAAUUCUGGGAAUAUUGCUAAGAAAUCAAAGAUUUCUGAUCCAGUAAGUCAGAAGCAGAAAGAAGAGCCAAAUUAUACAAAAGCAAUUCAUAAUAAGAAAAGAGGGAAGCAGAAUCCUAUAGAUGAAAUGGAUAAUGCACCAAGCUCUGGGAAGAACACCCAGGUCUCCCAAGGAAGCUCUGAAGCUUGUCUCAGAUCAAGCGUAGAAGCUUAUAAGAAAAAGCAAGUAGGAAGAAAAGGUCCUCAUGAUUGGAAGAAAAAUGACGAGAAAAUAAUGCAAGAAUCUAAAACUCCUUUUACUACAGGAACAAGAGGUCCUUAUCCUCCAUUUAAGAAAUCAACAUCCUUGAAUGAAGCCAGGAAUAAAUACAAGAGUGAUCGAGCGAAGGGAGAAAAGAUGAGAAAAACUGAUUCUGGGCAGGAAGUAUCAAAUGCUCCUAAGGUCCCUCGAUUAGGACCUACCAAGUCCACUCCAGUGUACCACUCACCUUCAGAGAGUCUUCCUUCUUACAGAAAAGAAGAGGUUAAAGGGACAAAUGAGAACUUUGAGAUUCCUUCAAAUUGGGAGGUGAGUAGGAUCGAGCAGAACAGUGAACUUGAAAAAUCCUUCAAGAAAGAGAUGAGAGGGAUACUCCCAAUGGGAGAAAAGUCUCAAGGAUAUGAAAUUGAGAGGAGACUUGAAGACUAUGAAGAACACUCUAAAGACUUCACUCAGUCACAAGGGCGUAAGAAAGUUUCUGCAUCCCCUGCCUCUGAAGAUAAAACGAUGACCUCCAUGGUAACUAGCCAGAAGGAUGUGACUAAGCAUGACCUUAGCCGAAUGAUGAUCACAGUUGAUCAAUUUAUUUAUGUAAUUUCUGGAUAUAAGAACACUACUCUUUCAAGUGUGGAGAGGCUUAACUUGAACAAAGGAAUUUGGCAGCCAGUAAGCGAUAUCAACAUUGCUAGGACCAAAUUUGGAAGCGUAUCGGUGAAAGGACAGAAAAUAUACCUUCUCGGAGGGAAACUUGUUGAUGGCUCCAGAACUGAUAUCAUUGAGGAAUAUGACGUGAGUAAAGACCAAUGGGUAGAAUCUAAGCUGACAAUGCCAUCUCCGAGAUCUGGCUUCUCAAAUGUCCUUCUCAGUGACAAGCAGUUGAUUAUAAUAGGAGGAAAUGAUGGCCAGGUUCUCGAAACUUGAGACUUGCUAAAUUUAGGAACAGGAGAAUGGUCCCAAAUCCCUUCUAUGAUGACCAAAAGAGAUGAAUUAGCAGUAACUAUUGGCCCAGAUGGAAAGAUUUAUGCUAUUGGAGGAUAUGGAGGUCAGAAUAGCACUUGAUUAAAAUCAGUGGAAAGAUUCAACUUGCAAACAUAUGAAUGGGAAAGAGUAGCCGAUCUUAAUGAACCUCGAAGAGCUCUUGCAGCUGUCUCAUUACCUGAUGGUGUCUAUGCAAUUGGAGGGUAUAACGGAAGUAAAUACCUUGGUAGCAUGGAAAGGUAUGAUGAAGUAAAUGAUUGUUGGAUAAAAUGAGCAGAAAUGAACAGUCCCCGCUGCACUCUUAGUGCGGUUAGUUCUAAUGACUGCCAGUAUAUUUACACAAUGGGAGGAUUUGAUGGAUCUUAUAUGGAUGUUGUAGAGAGAUAUGAUCAUGUUCAUGAUUCUUGGGAGUAUGUUACUCCAAUGAUGACCUCAAGAUUCAUGCAUUCUUCUUGAAUUGUAAACAUCAUAAGAAAGUAA
Messenger RNA from Moneuplotes crassus, 2814 nucleotides. Lineage: Eukaryota; Ciliophora; Spirotrichea; Euplotida; Euplotidae. The record is from the annotation of a GenBank genome assembly.